Messenger RNA from Schistosoma turkestanicum, 1422 nucleotides. The record is from the annotation of a GenBank genome assembly. NCBI's taxonomy places the organism in Eukaryota, Metazoa, Platyhelminthes, Trematoda, Strigeidida, Schistosomatidae.
UACAGGCGCGCUUUACAGAAGUGUUGCUGGAUCUGCUCGGAGACUUUGAACUAUCUUUUGCUAGUUCCGAUUUUCAUAUUUUCGUAAUCAGAGGCAUGUGCUGAUGCUGUUCGUUGAUUUCCUCUAACGAUAUUUUAAGUGGUUAUAUAAAUGCCAAAUGUUGAUGUUAAUGAAAAUGUACUGCGUGUACUUGUGUCCACAGAUAACCAUGUAGGGUAUGCCGAAAAAGAUGGUUUAAGGGGUCAAGACUCUUUUCGAACUUUUGAGGAGAUUCUACGUCUUGCUGUUUCAAACGAUGUGGAUUUUAUCCUACUUGCUGGUGACAUUUUUCAUGAGAGUCGACCUUCAAUGCGAUCUCUACAUGAAGUAAUGCGUUUACUUCGUAUGUAUUGUUUGGGGAGUAAACCAGUCCAAUUUGAACUUCUUAGUGAAGCUAAAACUAUAUUUGCCAACACAUCAUUUCAUACUGCAAAUUAUUUAGAUGGUAAUCUAAAUGUUGGGAUUCCUGUGUUUACCAUUCAUGGAAAUCAUGAUGAUCCUUCAGGUCCUGGUGGUUUAUGUGCAGCUGAUUUACUGCAUACUGCUGGUUUGAUAAAUCUUUUUGGAAAGUUCUCUUCAGUAGAACGAAUAGAUUUGACUCCUGUUUUGCUACGCAAAGGAAACACUCGUGUGGCGUUAUAUGGUCUCGGAUCUGUACGAGAAGAGAGGCUUCAUCGAUUAUUUUUGAAUGAUAGUGUUACAUUUUACCGUCCUACUGAGUGUGUGGAUGACUGGUUUUCAAUUUUUACGGUUCACCAAAAUCGUGUUCAUCAUGGUCCUACAAGUUAUCUACCCGAAAACUUCCUCCCAGAUUUUCUUGAUCUUGUUAUUUGGGGCCAUGAACAUGAGUGUCGUGUAGAACCCGAAUGGAACUCUUCUAAAAACUUUUAUGUUGUUCAGCCUGGCAGUUCUGUAGCUACUGCUCUUUCUGAAGGUGAAGCACAAAAUAAAGCUGUUGCAUUGUUGGAAAUCAGAGGUAAAGAGUUUAAGGUCAAACGUCUACCUUUGCGUACUGUCAGACCAUUUUUAUUUAAGGAUUUAGUUUUACAAGACUAUGUACCAAAGCUGGAUCCAAACGCUUUCGAUAUUACCAAGCGAAUCGAGUCAAUAUGUGAUAAAUUUAUUGAAUCAGAAAUAAGCAAGGCCGUAGCUUUUUCGUCUGAGGCUUUAGCAAGUGAACUAAACGCUGAUGCUAAUAAAUCAACUAAUGCAACAGAAUAUGAGUCUAACGAAAAUAUCAAGAUAAUAUCAACUCAGCGAUUACUUCCUCCAGUCGAACCACUUAUACGAUUACGCGUAGAUUUAAGUGGUGGUUUUGAGUCAUUCAGUGGACUUAGAUUCGGUCAAAAAUUUGUUGGUCGUGUGGCCAACCCUAAACUUUAA